AUGUUUCCGAGAGAGAAUCAUAGUAACGGCUAUGAGCCGGUGCCUGCAAUGGGUCACAGCCACAGCCACAGCCACAGUCACAGAGAGCGAGUCCGUCGCGGCACUCGCAGGUCACGUGCCCCUUCUUCCACGCACUCCCUUAGGGUUUUCGACCAAUCGCAAUCGCAGCAGCAACCGCAACACCAUCGACCUCCCUGUACUGAUUUCGACGUCGCCUAUUUCCAUUCCUACGCUCACCUCGGUAUCCACCAAGAGAUGAUCAAGGAUCGUGUGCGAACUGAAACUUACAGGGAAGCUAUCAUGCAGCAUCAGAGUUUCAUUGCAGGCAAAGUUGUGGUUGAUGUUGGAUGUGGUACAGGAAUCCUUUCUAUAUUUUGUGCUCAGGCUGGUGCAAAGCGGGUGUAUGCAAUUGAUGCCAGUGACAUUGCCUUACAGGCAAAUGAAGUUGUGAAAGCAAAUAACUUGUCUGAUGUUGUUGUUGUAUUGCAUGGACGAGUCGAGGAUGUUGAAAUUGAUGAAGAGGUGGAUGUUAUAAUUUCAGAAUGGAUGGGCUAUAUGCUUCUAUAUGAGAGUAUGCUUGGAAGUGUUAUUAAUGCUAGAGAUCGAUGGCUCAAACCUGGAGGUCUUAUUCUUCCAUCAAGUGCAACGUUGUACAUGGCUCCUGUCACGCAUACGGACAGAUACAGUGAUAGUGUUGACUUCUGGCGCAAUGUUUAUGGAAUUAAUAUGUCUGCCAUGGUACCAUUAGCUAAACAAUGUUCAUUUGAAGAACCUUCCGUGGAGACAAUAACGGGUGAAAAUGUUUUGACAUGGCCACAUGUGGUAAAGUUUAUCGAUAGUUAUUCUGUUACCAUCCAUGAGUUAGAAUCUGUAACAACCAAGUUUAAGUUCAAUUCUAUGAUGCGAGCACCACUACAUGGUUUCGCAUUUUGGUUUGAUGUUGAAUUUAACGGGCAUGCAAUAGCAUCAACCAAUUAUAAUUCAACAACAUUUAUUGACAAUCAUCAGAUGAAUGGUAGUCAGAGGAAAAGGCGAACAAAUCCCAACGAAACACUGGUCUUGUCCACUGCGCCUGAGGACCCUCCAACACAUUGGCAGCAGACAUUGAUAUACUUUUAUGAUCCUAUAGAGCUGGAACAAGAUCAACUAAUUGAAGGUUUAGUGACAUUGUCUCAAAGCAAAGAAAAUGCUCGAUUUAUGAAUAUUCACCUUGAAUAUAGUUCAGGUGGUCGAUCGCAUGUGAAAGAGUCGGUUAUGAGAUGA
Sphenostylis stenocarpa is the source of this 1263-nucleotide messenger RNA. The record is from the annotation of a GenBank genome assembly. Lineage: Eukaryota; Viridiplantae; Streptophyta; Magnoliopsida; Fabales; Fabaceae.